AUGUUAGACAACGGCGACAAACAUAUUAAAAACCCAGUAUUCAGAGAUAUCCCCUUGAAUUAUAAAGAGUUCAAACAAUACUACUUUGAACAACAAUAUCAUGAAUUAUUCUUCUUAAGAAAGGAUGCCCGAAAAUAUGAAGAUGAUUUAGGAGAUGUGACAAUGGAGAUGUCCGAUGAUGAAUCUGCUACUUCUAUCAUUACCAAAAAAAAUAAGGAAAUCACAGAAGUGAAUGAGAUUGAUUGUGACAAUGAAGUUGAGAAUAAAAGCUCUGACGCCAUUAGAAGCGUUAAUAAUGAGAAAAAUCAUUCAUUUUUAAAAAGAUUUAUACCUGAACUAGAUCAUAGACAUUGGACAAUCUUUACUGCUGGUGGUGGUGUAUUUUCAGACAGUUAUAUUAGCAGUGCAUUUAGUAAUGUUAAUGUAUGCUUAAAACGUAUUUAUGGUACUGCUUAUUAUGAAUCCAAAGCAAUUAGUGUUGUCUCUUCGAUUAAUUUUGCAGGGACCGUUUUUGGUAUGUUAUUUUAUGGGUAUUUGGCAGAUACUUAUGGUAGAAAAAGGGCCAUGUUAUUAGGAACUAGUACUUUAAUUUUGUUUGUUAUAUUAUGCGCCGGUGCAUGGGGUAUAAAUACAACAGAUACACAUCCGGGAGGACUUUUUGAAGCUCUUGCUGUCUAUAGAUUCUUUAUUGGUAUUUCUAUCGGUAGUGAGUACAGUGUGAACGCUGCUGCUGCUGCAGAAGCAUCAAAUGCAUUACCUAAGGAGUCCAGAAGCAGAUAUUAUAUUUGGUUCACGGAUACGACAGCAGUUGCUGGUGGUAUUAUAGCAGGUUGUGUGCCUUUGGUGUUGACCUGGAUAUGCGGUGAGGCUCAUAUGACUCCAAUCUGGAGAAUUACAGUUGGUUUGGGAGCUAUUGCACCAUGUUCUUUUUUCAUUAUGAGAUUAAAAUAUAAAGAAAGUGAACAAUUUAAAACAACUAAAUUCAAAAAAAUACCACCAUAUGGUUUAAUAUUUAAAUUUUAUUGGUUUAGAACCGGUAUGAUGUCUCUAUUAUGGUUUUUCUUCGAUUUUGUAGCAUAUUCAUUUGCUACUUAUCUAACUAUCAUCCUGGAUAUGAUUCUUGGUGAUAACCCAUCAUUAGUUCAAGAUUUUGGAUGGUCUAUUGUAUUUAGAUUAUUUUCAGUCCCAGGUGCAGUUUAUGGUGCUUAUUUAGCUGACAUGAUUGGACCUCGUAAUGCCAUGGCUAUAUUUUGGUUUCUUGAAGGUAUAUUCAGUUUUAUCAUUGCUGCAGAAUUUACUUAUUUGAGAAGUCAUCUAGCAGGUUUCAUUAUUUUAUAUGGAUUAUUUACUGCUUCUUCUUCUUUUGGCCCUGGGUGCAAUAUUAGUUUGCUUGCUGCUAAAAUGCAUCCAACUCCACUUAGAGGUCAAUUAUACGGAUUCGCUGCAGCAGUUGGUAAAGUCGGUGCAUUUGUUGGUAGUUAUGUGUUCCCAAUUAUUAUUAAAAAAGCAGGUGGUUCUGAUACAGUUACUGGUUUAGUGACCCCAUUUUAUAUUUCAGCAGGAUUAUGUUGUGGUUGCGGUAUAUUAACUUUCUUCUUUAUGCCACCAUUUGAUCCUGAAAGUAUGAUUGAUGAGGAUAAUAAAUUUAUUCAAUAUUUAGAUAGUCAAGGUUAUGACAUUAGUAAUUUAGGUGAAGCUAAAAGUAAUGAAGCUAAAAGUAAUGAAGAUGAAAGUAAUGAAGAUGAAAUAUCAAUGGUUACUUUAAAAAAUCAUGAAAAUAACGAAUUAAAAAAAGAUAGAGAAUAG
Messenger RNA from Tetrapisispora phaffii CBS 4417, 1806 nucleotides. RefSeq lists its product as uncharacterized. The record is from RefSeq and is a predicted model, not a curated record. The transcript has a single exon. Gene Ontology annotation, cellular component: plasma membrane. Gene Ontology annotation, molecular function: carboxylic acid transmembrane transporter activity. Gene Ontology annotation, biological process: carboxylic acid transport; transmembrane transport. Bases 1 to 1806 code for a protein of 601 amino acids. NCBI's taxonomy places the organism in Eukaryota, Fungi, Ascomycota, Saccharomycetes, Saccharomycetales, Saccharomycetaceae.